UCCAAAUUUGUAUUUACUACUGUUUGAUAUCUUUCAUACGUACGUAGUUGUAACAGAUAAAAGACACAGAACCAGUAGAUGUACGUGACAUUUCCUAGUAUCCAGAGGUGACGCAAUAUCAGCCUAUAAUCAGGUUGUUGAAGAAAUCGUCUAUUAAAAAUAGUUGCCUAAAGACACAAGAAAAGUUCGAUUUUUUUAUAUUUUACUAUACAACAAUCAUUGUGACAAUGUGCAGUAUACAUUUUGUUCAUUAUUCUAAAUUGCCAAAAUUGACUAUUAGUUUCUCAAGGAAAUUCUCUGUUGUCAGCACAGUUGUUAGUUGAAAUUCAAAAACAACAUAAAAAACAUACCAGUAGUUUCAAAAACUAUUAUACCUGGAUAAAGACAGGAAGAAAAUGCCAUCCAAAAUGGAUCAAAAUACACCGCCUAGAGCAGAUUUUAACAACAGUGGUACAAGUCUAGAUGGGAAAGACAAGUUUAAGAUUAACUUUCCUCCACAGUUUGGAACACCCCUUGGAAAUACCCAGGCAAUAAAGAGUGAAAACAUCACAGAGCAAAGCAAGAGAAUACCUUGGAGCACCAUCCCAUUCUUAACUGUUAUGAAACCAAUACAGUUUCCAAAAGAUGAAUUUAAAGGGGAGAUAACAUCUAACGUUCAGAAAGCAAUGGGAGCUAGUCCAUCGCAGUGGACAAACAUGACAACUAAAACAAAAACUAAAGUCAAAAGGAAAGAGCUAAAUAUGUUCUCACCAUCUUCAUGGUGAAAACAAUCAACAUUCGAAACAGCAUGUACAGUUUGUUAAUUUGAUUUUUAAAGUCUACCUCAUAAAUGUCAUUUUUGAAUUAUUCUGUUUUAAAAACAGUUUUCAUGGUUUUUGGGUUAUCAUAUGUAUAUGAGUGUGUGAAUGUACAAGUGUUCAUAACUUUUUUUUUAAAGCUUUCAGAUACAUGGAUUCUACAUUGUAGUGCAUUUUAUUUUGUAUCCAAUUUUCUUUUUGAGUUUAGAGUUUUUAUUUUACUGUAAGGAGGAAAAGUUAAAUUUGUUCAAAU
Molecule: messenger RNA, 1050 nt
Organism: Mytilus trossulus (common blue mussel)
Lineage: Eukaryota; Metazoa; Mollusca; Bivalvia; Mytilida; Mytilidae
Exons: 2
Coding region: 396-764 (122 amino acids)
Source: RefSeq, a predicted model, not a curated record